Messenger RNA from Toxotes jaculatrix (banded archerfish), 3719 nucleotides. Its product is annotated as WASP homolog-associated protein with actin, membranes and microtubules. The record is from RefSeq and is a predicted model, not a curated record. Gene Ontology annotation, biological process: endoplasmic reticulum to Golgi vesicle-mediated transport; Arp2/3 complex-mediated actin nucleation. NCBI's taxonomy places the organism in Eukaryota, Metazoa, Chordata, Actinopteri, Toxotidae. Gene Ontology annotation, cellular component: endoplasmic reticulum-Golgi intermediate compartment membrane; cytoplasm. The transcript has 11 exons. Gene Ontology annotation, molecular function: Arp2/3 complex binding; actin binding. The coding region runs from base 85 to 2436 and encodes 783 amino acids.
GGGAGCCUACGUCAUGCAAAUGGCGGACGUUGUAAACAGAGCCAACAGCUUCUCGGAGGCCAAAGUGAAACAUCUCUUUUUAAGAUGAGUACCGUAGACUAUGAGCGCUUAGACAGUCUGGAGGGCUGGGUAGCCGUUAAAAGCAACAUAUUUGAAGAAACAGAGACGUUUAAGCUGGGCUUUAUCGUGCAGUGGAAUGUCAUCGAGUGUAAGUUCGCUGUCACCUGCCACAACCGGACGUUACAACGGCAGAAACGCAAAGCCGAAGUUGCCGUCGGCGACUCUGAGGUGAGCUGGGCUGGACUCUUCUCCGUGAACGAUCUGAGACACAUCCAUCAGCAGCUAACGUGUGUGGCGGACGUCCUGGGAUCCUGUUUUCCGGAUUUGUCGGAGUUUGAAGAUGGCAACAUUUGGGACUUGCUCUUCCUGAAUCGGAGGUCAGGUCCCGAACACGACGACGAGAGGGAUUUUGAUACACCGUGUAGGAAACUGGAAAAAUAUUUCAGCACAGCCAUUGACAUCUGCGGACGGAAAAUCGUUCUCGAUACGUUAUUCACCCAGGAUGAGCGGGAUGUUGAUGAGUACUUUGAAAAUCUGCUGGAGUUCAAAAAAAAAUCCAUGCAGGAGGAGAUGUCCAGGGCCAAGGGUCACCUGCGACAGCUGCUGCAGAGUCAUGGCAGUGCAGACGGAAUGGUUAUGCUGCUCAGCAUUUACGAGGAUGAGGAUGAGUUCUACCAGGACCUGGUCACUGUUGCCACCACCUUCUUCCAGUAUCUGCUGCAGCCUUUCAGGGACAUGAGAGAGCUGGCCUGCCUCUACAAGAUGGAGAUCCUGAAAUCUUUGGAGUUUGAGGACUUGGGUCCUAAGAGAAUUGCUGCCCUGGAGAAGGAGGCGGAGGAGUGGAGAACGAAAGCAGAAGAGGCAGUCGCCUCAAUUCAGGACAUCACUGUCACCUACUUUGCACAGACUUCAAAGGCCCUGGCUGGUAUGGUAAAGCAGAUGGAGGAGGAUAAGCGUCGUUUUGGAGCUGCUGCCUGGGCGUCUGCAGCUCCCAGGCUGGAGAAACUACGCUUCCUGUUGGCCAAAGAAACCCUGCAGCAUAUGAGAGCUACAGAGAUGUGCCUCAAUCGCAAGAAAGACAACAUCAGAGAAAGGCUGGGCAGCCUGUCUAGCAGAGUCCACAGCCAGGGAGCUGAUUCCAGGUCUGCCUCUGAGGAUGGCCAGCAGCAGGACACAGUGGACCAGCUGGAGCUGCAGUUCUAUGAAACCCAACUAGAACUGUACGACACCAAGUUUGAGAUCCUGAAGAACGAGGAGCAGCUGCUGGUGGCUCAGAUAGACACAGUGCGGAGGCAGAUUAAAGAACUCAAGGAUGAGGUGGUUUACUAUGAUGUGUGUGAGGAUCCAGAGGAGCUGCAGAGCAUGGUCCACACAAACAUCCAGCAAGCAGACUCUCCGGCUGUCAGUCAGCUCAAAAGACGCCUACAGACCUUGGAGACCAAGAGAGGCAACAUCUGUGCCCGGCGAGCUUAUCUCCGCAACAAAAAGGAUCAGUGCAUGGAUGCCCAAGAGCAGAAGCAGCUGGCAGCCAAGCAGAGCUCCAAAGCCUUCAACCAGCAUCAUCAGGUCCACCUGAAACGAGAGAAGAGGAAAGAGGAGGAGCAGAGAAGGAAACAGUGGGUGGACCAGGAGCGAGAGAAGACUCUGAGCAGAUUACGAUCCUUCAGAGAGAAGCGACAGGGCCAGUACAUCCUGAAAACUCCUCACUCCAGGAUGUCCCCCUCAGAAGUCCAGUGUCCCUCCCAGCCGCUGUCCAUCAUCAGCCUCGGCCCCUCUCCCUCCUCUGAAGGACCCUCCUCCCUCGUCCGUCCUGCGCCCAGGCGCAAUAAAGCACCCAAGAAACAGCAGCCUAAAGACAUCCCUGUCCAAAUCUUCUCCGCACCCCCGCCUCCAACAACAAAUAUCCCGACUGCACCUCCUCCUCCACCUCCUCCACCCCCUCCACCCCCUCCCCCACCACUGCCCCCUGCUGUACCUCUUCUACCUGUUCAAGCUUCCUCUGAGGAUGCACCAAUGGCCCUGAGUGAAAAAGAGGCCCCUCCCUUCCCAGCCAAGAACAUGCUCAAAGAAAAUAUAGGGACAAUGGAUGAGGUGUUGGCCUCACUGCAGCGUGGACAGAUUCAGCUUCGAAAGGUCUCCCCUUCCAGAACAGCGCCCCCUGUUAUGGACCCGAGGAGCAGCCUAAUGUCUGCUAUUCGACAGGGAGUCACCCUGAGAAAGGUGGUUCCUGCACGUGCAGAGGUCCCGAGCAGUGCAGACAAUGAGCUAGAGCGCAGCAUCAAAGCCGCCAUGAUGAGGAUGAAGAAGGUGGCAGCUGACUCUGAUGAAGAGGACCGGGGAGAUGAGGAUACACAGAAUACGGACUGGGACAGCUGAGAACACACACACACACACACCGAUGAAGCUGUUCUCUUAUAUUGUCCCUGCUCUGUUUUAUCCUGCUUAUGUCGCUGCCAAAUUUUCAUCAAAAAGCUUCUUCUUUGACAAGCACAGGAUUACGCCUCUUCUGACUUAAACAUUUCAGUUUGUUGAGGUUCUCACACUGUAAUCAUAUUUGUCUUUUUGAAAUUGCCCUGAGAUCUUGAAAUACAUUCAAAACUGCUUAAAUCCAACUACCCAGCAAGUGGCAGAAUCAGGAUUUAGUCUCCUUUGAAGCAGUUGGUUUGCAGAAACUAAGUGCUUUAUAGGUGCCAACAGUAGAAACCAACAUUAAGGAGAGAAGCCAAGCAAUAAUAGCCUACUGUAGAGUGUAAAUGAUUGAAUAUCUCCCAACUCUGUCUGAAGGCCUUUUGUGAUACUGUCACACAGCAGGGGAAGCCUGUGCUGAAGGCAGAGACCACUAUACAACACUACACAACUCCAGUACCACAAAUACUCAUUUGUCUCACAUUGCUGAGUCUAAACUCAGCUGCCUCUGUUAUUUUGAAUGUAAUUAAAUCUGAACUUUUUUUUUUUUUUUUAACUCGACUUCACCCCAACAAGGGCUACUUCAAGCUGAGUUUAGUAGUUUUUGCAUUUUAUUACUAAACAAAGGAAUAGUUAUGUUCUAAAGUGCAGCAGUGUUAAUUAUUUACAACCUACAUGCCUAAAGUCUACAUUAUUGUUUGUAUUAGAGGCUCUUUGAUGCGGUGUCCUGUGCCUGUUUUUUCUUUCUGUGUAAGAAAUGUGUGAAUGUGUUAAGGCUUGAUUUCGGUGUAAUUCAUACAUGAGCUGUUAUUUCUUCCCCUCUGAUGCCAUAACAAAUGAAGUGACAAAGAAAGAAUGCUAGACUCAUUUGUUGUGUCACCAAUACGUCCUUCUAAUGGUGGAACUGCUCAUUUAAUAAAUAGGUAGCUGACAGGUUAUUGUUGUUAUUGUUUAGGGCAAAUUUUAUACUUAUGACCUUGAACCUGUGACAGAGCACUUGACUUACCUGAACCUGUCAAAAAGACAAGGUUAUAAUGUAGUAUGCACAAAUGAUACAAUACUGUAUGGCAAACAGCAUUAAAUGGUUUGCAGAAAGAAAUUACUAAUCAUUGCACUUGGUUUAAAACUUCUGAUUCUACCAAGAUGUGAAAGUUACUCCAUUGUGUUACAGGCAAGCUUUGGGCUGAUGAUGGCUGAGGCUGAAACACACUUGUACUGCUGUGUUUUAAUAAUAAAUGAAGACAAGAUCAUGA